GACCUGAAGACAUUGCCAAUGAGAGAAUGCGCAAGCCUACACCGAUUGGGGAGAAGGCUGUCGUAGAAUAUCGAUGCCACAUUUGCGAAAAGAAGUUUGCAACAUCAAGCCGUUUACGACGUCAUGAUGCAACGCAUUCCAUCAUUCGAGCCUACCAAUGCACUCAUUGCAGUCAGAAUUUCAAACGCCAUGACGCUCUUCGAAGGCACUCCAGGACUUGCUCGAAUGGUCAAGUGGUCUCACCACUCAAGAGAGGGCCGAAGCCACGCUCCUGCGACCAUUGCCAUAUCAAAAAACUACAAUGUUCCGCUACACAGCCCUGCAAUUCCUGCUUGAUUAGCAAGAUCACGUGCUCCUACACGCAUGCUAGUCAUAGAGACACAGUAAUUGGCCUGGACAGGGUAGCAGCAAAGCAUGGUACAGAAACGUCCACAAAAUCCGCGACCACAACCUCGCAUCAUCUUGCCAUGGUAUUUUUGCUCAACUACACCGACCCUUCUUUCGAGACUGUCACAGACGCGAUGGCUGCCGUGGGAGCACGUGUCCAAGCUGUUGUACACUUUCCAUGGCUACAUCAAUUGUCCAAUGAUGUAUUCGAUCAACCUAGUGACGUUGGAAUCUCGGAUUAUUUUCCAUUUACCACAGACGACGAACGUUUGGAUUUUGGAAUCACCCCAUCAGAAUACAACCUCGAACCUGUGCGCAAAGAUCGCGCUUCAGAAGUCCAAUCCAUACUUGCCCAAGAAUACAGCAGAACACCUGCGGCGCUCCCAUUAUCGGAAGGAAUAUUCCCGACGCGUUUGGCGAGAACAGUAUUUACCUUAGACAACAUUACGGACUUCGUUUCAGCCUACUUCACCUUCUUCCAUCCACAUUUCGCAUUCAUCCAUCGCCCAACGUUUGACUUGGAGACCGCAAGUCUACCCCUCGUCCUUGCACUCGCUCUAUCUGGAUCGGCGCAUCUCACGCCCCGCGACGAUGCUCUCGCUGCUCGUGAGUUUUACGUAUUGAGCGAAGAAUACAUCUUCAGGCAACUGCGCCAGGCUGUCGCCGAUGGCGGGUCUCCGAACGACGUGAGAGUAAUCGAGAUCGUUCAAGCUGCACAAGUCAUGCAUUCUCUUCUAGCCAGCUCCAAUGAUGAACCAACGCGACGGAGGAUUCGAGUUAAUCGACACCCCGAACUCAUCGCAUCGAUGAGGUCUUUGGGAUUUACAGAGAUCAGACGCGUGCAUCGUCCUGUAGACGUCGAGUGGGACGUUUUCAUCGCCGAAGAGACGAGGAUCAGACUCGUCGCUGGAAUGUUCGUCGUCGAUUCCAUGAUCGUCUUAUUCCUCAACAACCCUCCACAUAUAACUUUGUCCGAGAUGUCGAGCGAUCUCCCAUAUCCCGACGCAUUAUUCGAGGCAUCAUCAGCCGCGCACUUCAAACGCGUGGCUUGUCAGUCAUCGCAGUCGCCCUCUCGAAGUUUGUGCGGCCUGAUGAUGGCAUUAUUACGAGACGGUUGGCAUUGGUCCGACGAUCUACGAUUCGCUUCGAUGAAUCCAAAGACAAUGCUUCUUCUCAUCUUCGCCAUUAACUCUGCGAUCUUUGUGGCACGCACCUCUUUAUUAUCGUCAAGCUCUUCGCAAAGUUUAUAUCGAGCGCUAGACCGUUGGAAAGAUCUCUGGGACGAUAUGAACUCCAAUGAGGAGAUAGACCAUUCGCAAUUCGUCGGUUUCACGAAGCACUGCUUGGAACUUUGGUGGCUUGGGCGGAAGCUCGUAGACAAAAUGUCAAAAGGCGAUGUCGGAGAGGAGUAUAUGAAAGCUACGCCAAAGGACUCGUUCACGGCGCUACAUGAGUUUAUACGAUCAAAUGUAGGCUAACGAAGAAGCGUAUGCUUGAAUCCAAGGUUGAUCAUUAUUGGGAAGACUGUUCGCCUUCUUGGCUUGUGAGGGUCUGGAU
This is a messenger RNA of Aaosphaeria arxii CBS 175.79, 1944 nucleotides long. RefSeq lists its product as uncharacterized. Gene Ontology annotation, biological process: DNA-templated transcription; regulation of transcription by RNA polymerase II. The record is from RefSeq and is a predicted model, not a curated record. The transcript is spliced from 5 exons. Gene Ontology annotation, cellular component: chromatin. Gene Ontology annotation, molecular function: RNA polymerase II cis-regulatory region sequence-specific DNA binding; zinc ion binding; DNA-binding transcription factor activity, RNA polymerase II-specific. The coding region runs from base 27 to 1865 and encodes 612 amino acids. NCBI's taxonomy places the organism in Eukaryota, Fungi, Ascomycota, Dothideomycetes, Pleosporales.